UUAAAUAGGUAGGAAAAUAGUUAUUUUUAAUAAAAAAAAGUGUGCCUAUAGCUUGUUUUAGGAUAAAGUCUUCCAAGAAAGUAAACAAACAUGAUGAUAUCGCGAUCUAAACAUCGCUCGUCGGUGGAAGUGUGCUCAGAUUGCGGGGCAUCGGAUCCGUCGUGGGCGUCGAUAAAUCGCGGGCUAUUGCUAUGUGCGGAGUGCUGCAGCGUCCAUAGGAGUAUGGGAAGGCAUAUUUCUCACGUGAAAUCUUUACGGCAAGGAUCUUGGCCUCCUUCGCUGUUAUCUAUGGUGCAAGCUUUAACUGCUCAGAAUGUGAACAGUAUAUGGGAACACUCAUUGCUUGAUACAUCAGCUCCUAAGCAUUUAAGGAAGAAGCCACAGCCAAAAGAUCCGCUACACCCAAUUAAAUCUGAGUUCAUAUUGGCAAAGCACCUGCGCCUGGCCUACGUUUUACGAGCUAGAAGGGAUGAACCCCCGAGUGAGUUAGGCAGGCAACUACAUAGUGCUGUGAGGAGCUCCUCCCUUGACACAGCUAUGCGGUUGUUAGCUCAGGGCGCUGACCCAAAUUAUUAUAACCAGGAGAAGGGAAGCACAUGUCUGCAUGUGGCGUGCAGGGCGGGUCAGCCUGCCCAAGCGGAGCUUCUAGUGUCAUGGGGUGCUGACCCAACAGCACGAGACAGUGGGGGCAAUUCACCCUCAGAUUGUGCCAGGCAAGGCGGUCACGGCGAGCUCGCGGACAGGCUGACGGAGCUGGUAUACGAGGCGACCGACAGGAUGAUCCACUUCCUGACCGGCGAGCGGCCGGACCACGUGGCGGGGCGCCACUACAUAGUGCCGCGCGCACACGACACCCACGAGAUGACCGACGUGGCCAAAGCUGCGAGGGGCAAGCUGCAACUACUACCAAAUCAUCUAUUCGAGGAGCUCGUGAUGGAUAUCUACGACGAAAUAGACCGCCGAGAAACCGAAGCGAUUUGGCAAACUAGUGCAACAGGGCUCGAACGGUGUGGCGUAGCAUUCUUGCCAGUGAACCCCGCACUGUCCGCGCCGAGGAAUCAAGGGCGACAGAAGUUGGCUCGUCUGUCGGCGCCCGAGCUGGCCACGCUGUUACGGGACGUGCUGUUGGAUGCAACCAGGCGGCAGAGAAUAGCUUCGUUACAGCCCAGAGGCCUUGCGGGUCCCAUGAACCCCCUUCUAUCGGCGAGCCACCUGAAGCACUUCUCCCAAAUGUCGGAUGACGAGCCCCUAUACGACUCCGUCGCGUCCGAUGAAGACUACGCCGCAUUAGCGCCGAUCGACCUAGAUAUAUCCAGCUUAGACCCCAGAGCAGGGGAAACCGUGUCUUCCACAUACAACCCGUCGCUGCCGACCGAACAUUCCUUAGAACUACCUCGAACUCAUUCACCGAGUCCCGCGCACGUACCUGAACGAAAGAAAGAGAUAGAAACGCUGAAAAAGGAACUGGACAACCGAGACUCCACCAUAACUGAACUAAAGAACCAGUUGAAGAACCUCCAAACUAUAGUCGAGCAACUGACGAAAGAAAACAGUGCGCUAAAAACCACGAGCAGCGUUGACGACGAUCACAGUAUGACGUCACAGAACUCCAUAACGGAGAGCAAUAACGCCCUGGAUCUCACUCCGCAAGAGAGAGGUAGGAGUUUAGAAACGGAUCAGCUUGUUCUGGCCGAGGAGGUCGACGUGAGGCAGUCGAAGGCUCCCCAGCGACCGGUCAGUAUGUUUGAGCCUAGGGAGGGACCCAAGAAUAACUGGCAGGUUACUAAACACCAGCUUACAAGUAUACCCGGCCUUGAAAGAUCGUUAACACAGAGCGCGCUAGAAGGUGGAGUCUCCAGCGUGUCAGACGACGGCGCAUCGGGCUCUGGCGCGGGCAUCAGCGUCGCGGGCGAAGGCCUAGAGGUGCAGAAACGGGCAGAAGCCGUGACAAGGUGCAUCCAGGAUUUGUGGGCGGCAGCGAGGUUGCACAGGAACAAAUUGCCUGAAUGUGCUGAUUCUAUACGACGGACUGUGACUGCACUUUUAGCAUUAUUCCCACAGACAUGUACAGACGCGGCCUUACAACAAGUGAUAAUCGACCUUCGCAACGCCAGUGAGGAAGUGAUCCUCGCCUGUUCCACCAGGGCGCCUUUAGAUCAGGUCAGAAACGCGGCGUACGACCUGGCCAAGGCGACCAAGUUGCUGGUGACCCACUUCCAGCCCUCCUAGCGACCCAUCCGCUACACCACAGUGUAGUAUAGCGCCUCUAGGCUGCUGCUCUUUCUGAACUGCUGUGUUAGACUGCUGAGGAAAUAAGUGUUAACGUGUUAUAGUGUUAUCUGAUCAGUGCCCUUAGUACAUGAUUUUCUCACUCGCAAUCGAGGAUUCGUUUUCGAGUAUCGAGAUACUUCUACAUCAGAGUAAGAUGUAUCUUAUUUUAUUAAAUUAAAGCUCAAAUUUGCCUGUAACUAGAUCUUUUGGCAGGACGUUUGUAAAAUAAGAACACACUGCACAGGCAAUGCAAUAAAACCUAAUCAAAUGAGAUUCCUAGGCAUACAUUGACCUUUCACCAAUUCACGAAUUUCACGAUUGUCACUAGCCAACUCAUAUAAACUAAGUUGUCUAUGGUUCUUGCCACAAUGUAGUACUUUGGUGUUUGUAUUAUCAUAUUUUUCACUUUUCGUAUUGAUUUAAGGGUAUUAAAAAAACAAAUUUAUAUUUUUUACAUCUGUCAGGCGUCAGUUUAAUUGUCCCCUAAACUUUACGAUCCGCUGAAUCGGUGUGGAAAUUUUGGACGGCGCCGACGCCGUUAGUCAUCACAAAAGAGUUCGUGAAAGUUUUUUCCCUGGAAAAAAUCUAUAUAACUAGGCAUCCAAUUAAGGCGAUUCCUAGGUUCAGUGAAAACGGGUAUAAAGCACGAGGCCCAUUUUACUUUGACGGUAUAAAGUUUGAUAUGCGAAAGCAAAAUCUCGAUUGUUCCUUGAAAUAUUGUACUAAGGCAACAGAAAUGUUUAAUAACCUGGUGAAAGUGACCACGUUACUGGUGAUACACUUCCAACUCUCCCAUUAAAGUGCACCGUAGUCUUAUUUUUGUUUAUCAAAGACGCGCUUGUGUUGAAGGUAAAAUCUGUUCGGUAUAGAGCCGGUGCCACACAUGAGCUAGGUUUUGAAGAAUUUGAAGAAUCGAAGACUUUGUGGUGAUAAAAAAUCUAAACUUAACAUAAACGCUCAAUAAAUUUAUGACAUGUUUUGCAUAUUUAAAAAUAUGUCUGGCGCCGGCAUUUAGCAGUGGCGUGCAU
Messenger RNA from Pararge aegeria (speckled wood butterfly), 3299 nucleotides. RefSeq names its product ARF GTPase-activating protein GIT2 (gene Git). The coding region runs from base 91 to 2229 and encodes 712 amino acids. The record is from RefSeq and is a predicted model, not a curated record. Gene Ontology annotation, molecular function: GTPase activator activity; protein binding. The transcript is spliced from 12 exons. NCBI's taxonomy places the organism in Eukaryota, Metazoa, Arthropoda, Insecta, Lepidoptera, Nymphalidae. Gene Ontology annotation, biological process: regulation of ARF protein signal transduction; brain development.